This is a messenger RNA of Angiostrongylus costaricensis, 240 nucleotides long. The record is from the annotation of a GenBank genome assembly. NCBI's taxonomy places the organism in Eukaryota, Metazoa, Nematoda, Chromadorea, Rhabditida, Metastrongylidae.
AUGACCAGCACAACAAACACUUGUCAACCGCAAUGCCGAAACGCCGUGUUGAACUUGUAUCAGAACAAAUUAGGUCGAAUUUUACUGAGAUCAGAUACGUCAUGUCUGCCUGGUAGAGAAGAGCUGAGAACUUGUCACUUUCUUCCCACAGCAUCGACAGUACACUGCAGUUUGGUCAAGUUGGCUUGUGAAGCUGAUUUACAGGUUAUUGAUCGAUUAUUGGUUUAUUUCGUACAAUAA